Messenger RNA from Daldinia caldariorum, 2491 nucleotides. RefSeq lists its product as uncharacterized. The record is from RefSeq and is a predicted model, not a curated record. The transcript has 2 exons. The coding region runs from base 1545 to 1880 and encodes 111 amino acids. Lineage: Eukaryota; Fungi; Ascomycota; Sordariomycetes; Xylariales; Hypoxylaceae.
CGUGUAUCUAAAUUUUGCUUCCCCCCUGGAGAGGCUCUUUAGAAGCCGCAGGUGGUCUAGAUAUACGAAGUACCUAGGUACAAUACCUAGUCGGCUAGUCUAGUGAUACGGGUACCGUAUGUACCUAAACUAGCGUAUACAAUACUUCUAUGUAGAUACCUUUUUUUUCAUCGAGGCGCGCUGAUCCUUCUCUCUUUUUACCGUCUCCUAACAACUGGGAGAACUGGGAAGAACUAGGAGAACCCCUGUCUUCUCCCACAGUGACUCUGCGCUCCCAAUUCCCUAUUUUUGUCCACACUUCCACAAGGAUUUCAUCCGGGAAUUCACACGCGAUCAUCACUAAUUGAUCGCUGAUCGAUUGCGGACAACGAUGGGAUUUGGGGAAGACAUUGACGUGGCCAGCAGCGGGCAAAUCAAAUUGCAAGUAAUUUCUUGAUUGCUAAUGGCAUGAUACAUUGGCAUGGGAUGAUUCUGGUUUUACGCGACUACCUACCGCCUAGGUAGCCCUGCUGCCCUGCUGCCCUGCUGCCCUGCUGCCCUGCGAGCCCUGUGUGUGUUUGGACCGCUGGUGAGGAUGGGCGGGGCCGAAAUACGAAGCGGCCAAAUGGGGACGACAGGACUCGGCAAGUCGAUAGCCUUCUGGAAUCCGUUUGUACCACUUUUUAUUGGGUGCCUUUGUCUCAUUCCUCAAUCACCACAGCCACAAGCAUAAUGCACAUACCACACUAAUACGAGAGCAACCUUCUGUCAUCAUUUUCCAUCUUUGGCUCAACUAGCAGAGGUCUCGUUCGUGUUGAAUGCUCGGUCAACUUAUCAAGAUCUACCUCAUAAGAAUUAGAAUACGAUUAACGAGUACAAACUACCAUCGUACAAUAGGUUAGGUACAAUGCGAAGAACUGGUAGGAAUAGUUGAGCAGCAAGGACCGGUGGAUGUUAACACAAUCUUCGGCUCGCAAAUAACCUUAUUAUUAUACCAGCAAAAGCUUGUUAGCAGGAUAUUGUCUUCUCUGGUAUUCAACUCCAUUCUUAAUUCUUUGCAUUUGUUGCCGCACGUCAGUCGCCGACAAGCUUUAAGAGCAAAUUGCCCCCCUAGAUUUGCAUUAGUUAUUCCCUAUACCCCGGGGGGUAUCUACCCUACUUGAUGUAUAUACCUAGUAUAUGCCACAAUAUGGUUUUUUACUGCACAUUUCGGUCUGAUCUACAACCCCCUCUUAGCUCGUCGGGGAAAGGAAUGCAAUAGCCAACUCCUAUCCAAAUUACCCACUCCAUCUACCAACGUUUCUCUCGUCAGCUACCUCGAGUUCGAAAGUUUCCUAGCACCAAAAAAUCGAAUCAGCUGUGACCCGAAAACAUGGUUCGUGUCUCUCGUCUCUUGCGUCUCUCUUCGUUUGAAGGGUAAACUACGGCGGAUGACAUCAAGUGGACGGACCGGUCGCCAUUGGUCGUCCUUCAGGGAUUGUUGAUAAAUAUGCGACAACCCACGUUCCUGCUACUAUGUAAAAAAACAGCCCUGUACAAAGAAUACAUGAAUCCCCGAUGCGCAUAUGCGUGUGUCACGAUGCAGGGCGUUCUUGGUUAACAUAGUUGUCUGGUCACUCCGAUCAAUAACAAGCUGUCAAACCUAUCACACGCCAUGGUUCAUAUAUAUUAUAAACAGAGGCGUCGAUUUAACUUGGACCGGCUGGUCAAUGUGGACAGCAUUUCUCAGCCCUGGAGCAAUGCUGUCAUUCAUUCUAGGAUAUGUCCCAGGAAAAUUGCAAGCAGGUAGCCGACGGGCAAAUAAGUCUAAUGUAUUGGAGCUUUGGGCAUUGGAACUCUUUCGGAUUUUCGUACCCUGCCUCCACUUCCCCCGUACAAAUGCUACUCUGCUACCUACCUAAGAUACGUAUGGAUCAGAUCCCCGAUCUAACACUGUUAUGCUAGGAAACGUCCAUCUUGAGUGCUUCGACCUGGCUUUGAUUUAUACCGAUUUUGACAGGGAAAGCAAAGAUCAAAAAGAUAUCCAUGAUAUAAGAGGUAACAGCCUAUAGGGUAAUCAUCAUGCAUACAAGACCAGCCGAGACCGUAAUGGAGACCAUCCCCGUCUGUUGCGCUCGACAUGCAGGUAUCCAAGAAAAUUCCGCGCGGUUCGAUCGAUAUUUCGAGAGACCAGCCAGAAAACAGUUAAACGUGCUAACACGAGACGUUGGAAUAAAUUACUGUGUAUUAUACGGAGUACAUGUCGUAGAUCUGCCCUUCACCUGCAUUUACGGAAUUAGGUAAGAGGUGUACCUAGGUACCUUUGUCGAUGGGAUGAAUGCUUGGACGAAUUGGACGACGAAAUACUUUCUUAGCGUGUCAGCGGGUCACAGCGCACCUCCCUAAGACUUCGUAUGGUUUGGUCUGGUCUUGCACCCGCGCCUCGGGAAUCCCUGUACUUAUGCAAACUAACAGGUGGUAAGCAAAGCACCGAAAAGCCGUGCACUGUACAGUAGGUACCUGAAUUAGUAGC